This is a messenger RNA of Nilaparvata lugens (brown planthopper), 975 nucleotides long. Its product is annotated as dentin sialophosphoprotein-like. The record is from RefSeq and is a predicted model, not a curated record. The transcript has a single exon. Lineage: Eukaryota; Metazoa; Arthropoda; Insecta; Hemiptera; Delphacidae. Bases 1 to 975 code for a protein of 324 amino acids.
AUGGCUGUGGAUAUAAAUACUCAAACUGAAUCAACUAACAGUAAAGCUAUGAGCGAAGGGGGUGAUCGUGAAUCGAAUGAUCAGAACGGAAUGGCUGUUUCAGAGAAAUCAUCCCAGACAAAUAUGAUGGAAGAUAUAGAAACUCAGACAGAGACUGUAGAUAUGGAGGUGCAAGGUGAUACUUCUGACAAGAAAGAUGAUUCUGAUACUAAAACUUUAGAGAGUCGGAAUGUAUCGGAGAAGUCCUCACAAACCAACAUGGAGACUCAAACGGAACCACAUAAAGAAACUACAAAGAUGGAAGAAGGAAAAGAUGGAGAGAAAAAUAAUGGGUCUGAACAGAAAACAUUGGAAAAUCCGAAUGGAAAAGCGCUGUCCGAGAAAUCUUCACAGACCAACAUGGAGACUCAAACGGAACCACAUAAAGAAUUUACAAAGAUGGAAGAGGGAAAAGAUGGAGAGAAAAAUAAUGGGUCUGAACAGAAAACAUCGGAAAAUCCGAAUGGAAAAGCGCUGUCCGAGAAAUCAUCUCAGACCAACAUGGGUGACGACACGGAAACUAAGACAGAAUCAACUUCUGAAACUAUUACAAAAACGAAAGAAGGAGAAGAUAAAAACAAGGAUGAAAAGUCAGGAAACAGCCAGAAUGAGAGAGAAAUGUCAGAGAAAUCUUUUCGAACGAUAGAGGGUUCAUCACAGACAGAACCGAAAUCAGUGCAAAGUGAUCAAUCGACAUCGACAGAUUCUAGUAACAAAGAUGAUAAGGGAACAUCAAUUGAUUCGCAUUCAGAUCGUAGUAGAAGCAGCUCUAAACAGCGGAAAAGAUCUAAAACUGGUAAAAAGAAGUGUGAGUGUGUAGACAGUUCAGAACCAUCUCAUCAAUGUCCUCCUGCAGACAGUAGUGAUGAUGGUGAUGAGAAUAUCCGUUCCAAUCGUUUGAGAGAUUAUGAAACGUCCAGAGAGCAAAGUCACUAA